Molecule: messenger RNA, 1005 nt
Organism: Penicillium oxalicum
Lineage: Eukaryota; Fungi; Ascomycota; Eurotiomycetes; Eurotiales; Aspergillaceae
Exons: 3
Coding region: 1-1005 (334 amino acids)
Biological process (GO): protein insertion into mitochondrial inner membrane from matrix
Cellular component (GO): mitochondrion; mitochondrial inner membrane
Source: RefSeq, a predicted model, not a curated record
AUGGCGUCCUCACUACGACUUCAAGCGGACGCUCUCGUCUUCAGCAGUCGUCACACCUCCAACAUCACCCACUUCAUCGCCGUCAACUCCCGUCAACAGCAAAGCCGUACCUUCUCGGCGGCGGCGCAACGAUGGGCCUACCGAACCACAAACUUCCGUCCCAGUAGCGUGUCACAACCGUCUCUGAAGUCGCGCGCAAAGGAUGUGAUGAGACAUCAGCUACCGAAUGAUAUUGGCUUAUUGCCCGGCACAUUUGUUCGGCCUUUGUGGAGGGAUAUGCCAUCAAUUUUCAAGGAUCCGCGGGACCGGCUCCGGAUGGAAUGGACCUGGAUGAAGAGUGUCUUCCAGGGCUAUGCCAGUCUGUUGAUGUACUGCAAGAAGGAUCUCAGUAACCUUCCUUUCAUCGCAAAUCAACUACAACAACCUCACAUCGGAUCAUUUGCCCUACCUUUCUUCAAACUGUUCCACAGUGUCCCCCGGCGUGCACUUGCCAAGUCCUUGUACACUCAGAUGUACACCUACCUUGCCGAGGGUAACAUUGCUGGGAUCAACCGAAUCUGCUGCGAGAAGCUCGCUCAGAAAUUGACCGCCCAGAUUCAGAACCGUCCCUCAACCGAAAAAGUUUCCUGGAAGCUCGUCGGCGACAAGUUCCGCGGCGCUCGCGUGAUGGCUGAUCGCGCCAUCAAGAUUCCCGACAUGCCCAACUCUGGUAUUCGCCAGGUUGUUGUCCGUCUGUCGUCCAGACAAGCCGUCACCAAGACCACUGCUGGCCAGAGCGCCGCCUCGCAAGAAGUGACCCCCGCCGCAAAGGAGCAGGACUGCCUGGAGUACGUUGUUAUUCAGCAACUGGUGUGGCAUGGCAAGGAAGCCGAGUGGCAGAUUUGGGGCACCACAAAUGCAAUCGACAUGAAGACCCUGAACACAGACCCGGCUUUUGCCCCGGGUCUAUCCACCCUCGACCGUCUCGAGGCCAUGAGGAGCAUGGGACCCAGCAACCGCCAGUAA